Echinostoma caproni is the source of this 753-nucleotide messenger RNA. The record is from the annotation of a GenBank genome assembly. Lineage: Eukaryota; Metazoa; Platyhelminthes; Trematoda; Plagiorchiida; Echinostomatidae.
GGCGACAUAUCCUCUGCUCCCAGUGAUUCUCAAACACCGUCUGCCACUACCGGUUCCCAACCGGCCUUCACAAAGUCCCAGGCGGAUGCCGUGCGACGCGUCCUGGCCUGUAAAAAUUAUUAUGAUAUUUUAGGAGUAUCGCGCGAUAGCUCAGAAGACCAAAUAAGGCGAGCUUAUAAAAACUUGGCUCUUAAAUUUCACCCAGACAAAAAUCGCGCUCCUGGGGCUACCGAGGCGUUUAAGAAGAUCGGUACCGCGUUGAAUGUACUAACAGACACAGAAAAGCGCCGCAGAUACGAUCAAUUCGGGACAGAAGAAGAGCAACCUCCAAGAAUAACUCGUGUCCACCGACAUGGCGAUGCAUUCUUUCAAUAUGAUGGUAAAGUUGCACCGACUUAUUGCGAGCUAUUAUUGCAGCGGAUGUAUUUUCAAUGUUUUUCAACGGUUAGGCGUGCUAUUGAACCAAACGAUAGCAAAGCUGCCUACCACAAAAAUUGGGUGUGGAUGUUGGUGUUUGGACCACAGGUUCCAAGGACUAAACCACUCUUUAGUUUGCCACAGGUGAAAUUAAUAAAGCGAGUUCGCGGCAGCUUGAUGAACGUCAUAUAUUUGCUGCUGUCCUUCCGCCGCAGAUAUAGCCCUUAUCUCGGAUGCAUAUUCUGCUAUUUUGGUUGUCCUGUUUUACCUUCUAUACCUCGAUUUUCAAACUAUCAAAGCCUAUCAAGAAAGAGCUGUCUCCUCUAUCUUACAUAA